AUGUCGGAAACCUCACAUCCAUCUCGCGAUCCAAAAAAUCUCAGCGAACCAUUCGCAGUCAUCGAAUUUCUCGAGAAAAACGAAAAAGGGCUACCAUGCAUUGAUUUGGUGCCGAAAAAAUGGUUUAAUAGUGCAGAAGAAGACACCUGUAAAUUCCCACCGACAACUGAAUAUCAUCUACUUGACGACUACUUGGAAAAAUUGCACUCGCCCAAGGACUCUUGGCAAAGUUAUCCAUUUUGCUUCAUCACCGGAGCAGCUGAUUUGGAUCAGGGUCGCAGAAGAUUAAAAAAGGCCCAAGUAACUCUCAACUGUGAGACAACCGAUGGUGAAAAUGAUCGAAAGGGGGGGAGGUCCGAAACUUCCUCGAAAGCAAAAAUUUCAGCAAAACCCUUAACUGCAUCAAAGUCUCAACUAAACAACAUCUUUAGUACUAAAAUCCCGAUUCCACCUAGAAAUCAAACUCCAAAGUCUGGUAUACAAGCAAAACCAAAGACAAGAUUUCAAAGCAUUUACCAGAGUGGAUCUGACUCUGAAGACGAAAAUCAUGAUUGUCUUAUAGCUAAUCCUGAGGAGAUUCGAGCCUCAAAGGCUCAAAAUAAUUCUGGCUUUUUGCAAAUGUCGAGUAAAUCGCGAUCUGUACCAACAGGUGCAUGUUUAUCAUUUAAACAGCGGUCAAGGAAGAAUAUUACUUUGCUUAAAGACGUCGAAACUGAUGAAUCUGAGAGCAAUGAUUCCUCCGAUGGAAUUCUGCAGUCACCUACAAAAUCGAUGGACUCAGCGAGAAAUACAAGAAAAGAACUUCAUUUGACACCUCCUUCACCACUAGUCCAUAACGCUUCAGGUAACCGAAAAAGGCGUGCAUCGUCUACUACACGCGCUGAAGACGGAUUGAAUUCGAUUGUGAGCCCAGGAACUCCAAAAACUUCACGAUCAAUGAUGGUACCCCUGCUAAGAUGCCAAAAAUGCUGGGACCACAAAACCAGUUGUCAUCUAGUCAUUAUGCUGAUAAUGAACGUCGAAUCCUGAACUCCCUUCGAGAUUACUUUGAUCAGCAAUUAGAUGAAAAGCUCGAAAAUUUAAGACGCAGGAUGGCUUACGAUUUAAAGCAGUCUAUGAAUGAGCUCAAGACCACAAUCAUUGGCACUAAUCUAGCCCCAGCUUCUGGUCCUAGCUUGCUUGAAAUACAGAAGCAGAUGUCUACGCCACUACCAUUUGAAAUGGAUGAUAAGUUCCAGGAAUACGAAGCGAUAUUGACAACGGACCCAAAUCUCGUAGAAACACUGCGAUUAUUCAUGAGAGUUUUGAUAAGCAAUAAAAAAGAGAUGAAAAUAUGUGUUUCCACUAUCCUAUCUGCGGUUCUGAGGAAGACAGUGUCACUGCACUAUUCUGGUUACGGAAAGGAAGCUGGCGGAAAGAAAAAGAAAAAUUUUUAUAACACUACAGUAUGCAAAGUACUGAUUGAUGUGAUAAUUGAGGUAAUAGGAUCCAGCACUGAUGAGAAGAAGAUAAUGUCAGAAGUAAGUACUUGGUUGUCACGUUCUGGCGAUCGAGAGGGUGGGCGUAAGGAACGACAACGCGGGUCAAGUCAUCAUAACGAGAAUAAUUCAGUUUGUUCCUUUGAUACCAAUCGAUAAUACUUCAUUUUUCCGGGAUAAAUGGAAUUGUAAAAUCACUGUGUUAAUAUGACUCCAUUAGUUCAUUUUCGUAAUUGUAUUAGUUGUGAUAUUCUUGAUAAAAGGUACGAUUAAUAGGAAAAGUUUAUAUUAUCAAUAUAUUUUUAUCGCGAGGCGUUUCAUUGGGCAGAAUAUAUAUUAAUAUAUGAAUAUUGUUUAGUAUUCGGCUGUCAUUGAAGUAUUAAUUAUAUUUAUUAUAUUUCUCCUGGCGAGGUCGGAAAUCCAGAAGAUGGAAAUAACAAUUGGAAAAUGUGAUGUAUCUUAGCAUAAUAAAGUAUUUUCUAUGUCAUUUCCUCAUAAGUUAGAUCACGGGAAUAAAUAUCCGUUGUUGGUUCAGGGAUUAAAUAUUAUGUCCAAAAGUUUAAAGGGAAAAAUAAUAAGUGGAUUUUUAAUUUUUAAGAAAAAUUCUAAUGAAAGUAAUUUCAGCCAUUGAGAGCUGUUUUCAGUAUUUGGUGAUUCAAGUCAAAUAAUAUUUAUAAGGUUGAAGUUUCACAAUCGGACUGCGUCCAUAUUCCCCAAAGAUUUCAAAUUUAAGGGUUGAAAUUAAUUAGUUAUAUGUAAUCCUAUCCAAGACUUUUUUAUAUUUCUAAGUUUGUUUGAAAGAGUGAAUAUAAUAAGCAAUAUUAUAUAGAACUAGCACACAAUCAAUGCAACUAAAUAUCAUUCUGUGUUCCGGAGUUGCAGAUGGAGAAGACAUUAUUGUAAAAAAAGGACGUCUUUCCGAGAUGAAAAAAUAAUUCUUAUCAGGAUAAUUCGUAUCAGCAAUUGUCUAUGGAUAUAAGAAUUAAUUCUUAUCAUCCAUAGCGGAAUAAAUUAUCCAUAAUAUUGCUAUUAUAAUGACUGUUUUCAUGCUUGAAUUGAAGCACGAUAAUUUAUCAAUUCUAAACUACUAAUUUAAAAAAUAACAUUGGUGCGUUAUUUUGUUGGAUAUUUUGUUAAUACAAUCUUCGAAUUCUGAAGACUGACUGCUAAUAUUAUUAGAUUGUAAGAGAGAGUUUAUUAAGACUUAAUAUGGUAUGUCGUAUUAAAUUUCGGAUUCAAAUGAUCUACGUAGAUUAUUUAUUUUAAAAGCGGAUGAAAAUAAUCCACAAAAGAUUUUUCUACAAUUUAUACCUGCAAUCAUUUUUUUGAGUUUUCAUAUUCUGUUCGCGGAAAAAUCUCAUAGUUGUGAUUAUCUUUCAUGAAAAUUGGAGAUACAAACACUGCAUAUCUUUAACUGUUCAACCAAAAUCGGAUGAAAACAUGUACUAUGUCGAUAGGAGGAAAAAAGUUUUUGAUUGGAGGAGUUUUUUUGUCAAUAGAUUUAAUAAAUUUAAAUAUAAGUUUUGUCACAUAAUAAAACUGUUUUCUGUAUAAUGUUGAAGGUAAUAAAUACAUGUCUGCUUAUCAGA
Diachasmimorpha longicaudata is the source of this 3067-nucleotide messenger RNA. RefSeq lists its product as uncharacterized. The record is from RefSeq and is a predicted model, not a curated record. The transcript has 6 exons. The coding region runs from base 1 to 1029 and encodes 342 amino acids. Lineage: Eukaryota; Metazoa; Arthropoda; Insecta; Hymenoptera; Braconidae.